AUGGCUAAAAGGAAGAAAAGGAAACUUUUUGUAAUGUUUGUGGACUUUACUCAGGCUUACGAUCUGGUACCUAGAAGUAUGUUAUUUGCAGUUCUGAAACGUUUGGGUUGUGGUAGUGUUAUGCUGGCGGCACUUGUUGCUAUGUACGCGGUAACGAACAGUGUCAUCGGUUCAGUGAUAGUAGCAGCCACGGUCGGGGUGCGUCAGGGUAGCUCAACAUCUUGUCUGCUCUUUGUCCUGUACGUUAAUGACCUGAUUAAGAUUAUCAAAGAAAAUAGUAAUCCUGAUGGUUUCUUGUCUUGGCUACAUAUUUUAGUCCUAAUGGAUGAUACGGUGCUCCUUGCAACAACCAAAGAUAAUUUAAUCAAUAAAGUAACAUUGCUAAAACAGUACUGCGAUAGCUAUGGCAUGAAGAUCAAUGCAACAAAAACAAAAUUCUUUGUUAUAUGUGGUACAGAACACGACAGAGAGACAGUAAGAGUACAUGACCUGGUGGUGGAGUCGUGCGCACAGUACACCUAUCUUGGCUCACCAUUUACAGCUGACGGUUCCGUGUCAGCGGCAGUCGCGGCUCACAUGCAGGCAAAGAUGGCACACUUUAACACAUUUGUUUUAUUCUUAAAGAAGAAUUGUGACUGGCCCUUUAUCGUAAAGAAGAGAAUAUUUGAUGCUGCUCUCAUGUCAGCCGUGCUGUAUGGGUGUGAGUCGUGGCUGAACGCUGACUUAAAACCAGCCACAAAAAAUCUACAACUGGGCAUUAAAACAGCUACUUGGAGUUAG
This is a messenger RNA of Scylla paramamosain (green mud crab), 780 nucleotides long. RefSeq lists its product as uncharacterized. The record is from RefSeq and is a predicted model, not a curated record. Bases 1 to 780 code for a protein of 259 amino acids. Lineage: Eukaryota; Metazoa; Arthropoda; Malacostraca; Decapoda; Portunidae. The transcript has a single exon.